This is a messenger RNA of Entrophospora candida, 5871 nucleotides long. The record is from the annotation of a GenBank genome assembly. Lineage: Eukaryota; Fungi; Glomeromycota; Glomeromycetes; Entrophosporales; Entrophosporaceae.
AUGUUACCACCCCACGGUCGUUUACCUUAUUAUCAUCAAACCUUUAAAAAACGCGAAAAUUUAACGUGUCGUUUAACUCGCGUACAUAAACUAAUAUCAUUAAUCGCCAUUACACUGUCACUACUAUCCAUUUAUUUCACAUUUAUACUUACAACCACUAAAUAUAUAGAUUAUGAAAUUCAAACAUUACAAAAACCACAAAUUCAUAAAGAUCCAGACAGUUGGCUUGAAGAGAUUUAUGGAAAAGUAAAUACAUCAAUGUUGAAUGGACACACAUACUCGCAAUUAUUAAAUUUAAGUUCUGGCCGGAAAUCAUACUUACCUUUAUCUUCUGAAUUAACAAUCAUUUCAAUAGUUAACGAUCAUGACAGUAUUGAAGCACAAUUGAAUUCGAUAUCAAAUCAAACAAUAAAACCAGAAAAUAUAAUAAUAAUUACAUCAAAAAGAAUCGUGAAUAAAAUCGAGUAUCUAAUCAGGAAGAAACACAAUGAUCUUAUAAUAUCUAUUCACGUUAUGGACGCGGGUAAAUUAAAAUUACUAGGUUGGCUACAACUUGCACAAAAUAUAAAAACAACUCAUGUACUUCUUUUGGAUUCUGGUGUGGUACUUGGCAAAAGAUUUAUUCAGAACAUGCUUCAUGUUGCAAACACCAAUGAAUAUAGUAAUGCUCUAUUGGGAACUAUGGGUGCAUACAUUAAAGUUAAUGGUGGAUUAGUCAACCAAAAAUCAUUGGUUUGUCUGGCUGACCACAAAUUACAUUCAAACAAUCAUAUUCAAGUGUUAGAUUCGGUCACCAGUUCUCAGAAAGUUGAUAUGUUGACUAAUAUUUGGUUUUUCAAAAAACUAUGGAUCCCUACACUGUUUCGAGAAAAUGUAUUGGAUGAUGCGAGUGUUCCCUUUGGUUUCUAUUUCACUUAUGUUCUCAAAUAUCAUGCAAAUAUACCUUCUUACAUCCUACCUACUCAUGAUGAAGAAUCUUGGGGUGACAGGAAUUCUAUACAACAGAGUACAUGUGAAGAUCUACAAUCAAAACUGGAUAAUAAUGCUAUUUGGAACAAUCAAAUCGAACAUGGUUAUCCUCUGGUGUUUAAAGAAUCAUUGUUAAAGAAUACAGAAUUGAACAGAAUAUUGUUUGUUAUUGAUGGUUAUUAUCAGGAAAAAAUGUUUAGACCAUUAUUUUGCAGAUUAUCAUUGAUCAAUGAUAAUUUGAUAAAUGUGGUGGUGACUGGUAAUUCACGAGGAAUGUCUGCCUCGAAACUAAGAUCUUCUCUUGUGGAAAAUCAAUAUUCAGAAUGUAAAAAUAUAGAAAUCUAUGAUUUAGACAUUAAAACAGAAUCCCGAAACAGAAUUUCUAGAAAUGAUGAUAUUGAAUUAAAAAUAAAAGUUUUUCAUGGUGUUGGUCGUAUAAUACAGUUCCUAAAACCACAAGUUAUAUUCUAUUCUAAAAUUGCAAAAGAUGAGGUAAUCCAAGGAAUAACAAUUGCUGCAAAUGAAAUAAAAAACAUUACCAAAAUACAAUUACCUUUGAAAGAAGUACAUUAUGCGAUAGAUAUUAUUGCUGACUUGCCAUUUAAAGCAUUAAAAAAUUGGAAUUUGCCAAAAAUUCAAUUACAGGUACUUACACAAAAUCGGCCUAAAUCCUUGAGACGUCUUGUGAAUUCAUUGAAUUUAUCAUUCUAUUUUGGAGAGGAAAUUUCAUUAACAAUUAACAUGGACAAAGGAGCAAAGAAUAACACAAUAUCCCUUUCAAAUAAAUUUAAAUGGAAACAUGGUGUAAAAAACAUUAGACACAGAGUGGUUCAAGGUGGUUUGAUGCCUGCUGUAGUUGAAGCAUAUUAUCCUUAUAAUUAUAAUGAUUAUGCUGUUCUGUUGGAGGAUGAUGUUGAACUGUCACCAUAUUAUUAUAUUUGGACAAAAUAUGUAAUUUUAAAGUAUAGAUACGGACCAGACCGAGAAUAUAGUAAAAGAAUGUAUGGGUUGAGUUUAUAUAAUCAGAAACAAAUGGAGCUUCCACUUCCUGGCCGUAGAAAAUUUUCUGCAGACCUCAUAUUAAACAAAUCAAAAUAUAAAAGUGGAUCGCCAUACCUAUGUCAGGUUCCUUGUAGUUGGGGAGCAGUCUACUUUCCAGAAAUAUGGCGUGAGUUUCACGAAUAUCUUGCUGUUCGUCUAAAUGAUGUCAACAACUACAAAAUUCAGGAUAUAAAAGUACCGCUUAGUAGAUCGAAUUUUUGGAAAGAGUCUUGGAAAAAAUACCUUAUUGAACUGAUAUAUCUUCGUGGUUAUGUAAUGUUGUAUCCAAACUUUAGUAAUUACACUAGUUUCUCCACAAAUCAUGCCGAGAAUGGAAUACAUAUUCGUGCCCGAAAAAAUAAACCUGCCCCAGGUUCCAUAUUUGAUGUGCCGUUAAUGAAUAAGAACAUUAUUUUCAAGGAAUUGCCUGGUGGUCAACUAGCCAAAUAUAAAGAUUUACCCGUGUUGGAUUUAUGGGGAAAUCUUACCACAUUUAAAACUUUAGUAUAUCGCGGUCAAGAUCUUCAAUCUAAAGUAUCAUUAUGCCCACCAACUGAUAAAAUUGAUGAACCAACAUUUGAUCCACGUGAUUUGUUUUGUGUUGACCUAGCUGAGAAACGUAAAGCAAUGGCUCUGUCACAGAAUUAUUUAAGAGACAUUGAUAUUAUGAUGAGAGUUUUUGAAGUGGUCACAAAUUAUGCAAAUUUAAAUCAAAUGAAAAUGGAACCAAAGAAAUUUAUUAAUAUAUUUUUGAAGGUUGAAAAUAAUCAUUUCUGGACUUUUACAAUUUUAAUUUGGGGGUUUUCUUUCAUCUAUAGUUCAACGGUAUUGACAGUAUCAAGGUUUGAAGAUAAUUGGGGCGUGGUGGCGACAAAUUUAUCGUGUGAAGGAACUUAUAAUUUUAGAUCAAAACGGUAUUUGGAUUGGCUUUUUCAAGGAAUUACAUUAACGAUAGCAUCUAUUUCAUUAUUUUUCACAAUACGCUCCACGAUGAUAAUAUGGCAAAGAUGGAAAGUUCAUAAAAAGAAUCCAAAUCGAAAGACUGCAAAUGAAUUGGAUCACGCGGAUCUAGACGAUGAUGAAACAUCCGACUAUCUUGACACAGCUACCAACACUAAAAUAAAAAGAAUCUCAAGGGACACGGUAGAUUCUGAGGCAAUAACAAUUGAAGUUUUGACGGAAAGUGAUGCCGAUAAUGAUCGAUUUUCUGCUACAUUUUCAGACAAUCAAAAAAAAAUAAAACGUCAUAGUUUACAGGACUCCACAAAAGGAAAAAGGACUUCAAAGAGCCGUAGAAGACACAGUGAUUCUUCAUAUGAAAGAGAAAGAAGACACAAUGGCUACAGGAGACAUGAUGAUAGAAGACACAAUGACAGACUACAUUCAAGUAGAAGACACAAUAGACCGGAAAUUAUUUUGUAUCCUGAAGAAAAAUAUAUAUAUCAACAAUUAUUUCAAAUAGCUGAUGAAGAGAAAAAAGGUUAUAUUGAUGGAACACAUGCUGCGAAUUUUUUGAAAAAAUCAAAUUUAUCUUCGGCUGCUUUGAGUAAAAUAUGGAAUUUAGCUGAUUAUGAGAAUCAAGGUGUUUUAACAACACAAACUUUUAUUAUUGUUGUUAAAUUAAUUGCUUUGGUUCAAAAUGGUCAAAAUCCUGAUAUGGCUCUGUUAAAAGCUAAGGUACCAUUACCACGUUUUGAGGAUAUUAACAUAGAAACAGCCUAUAUUAUUACUGAUGAUAAUCGUGAAAAUUACAAAAAAACAUUCUCAAGAUUGAAGCAUGAAGAUGACCUUGUGGAUGGUGACAAGGCAAGAGAAAUUUUUUUGCAAUCUAAAUUAUCAUCAGAAACACUCUUUCAAAUUUGGAAACUAGCAGACACAAAAAAUAGAGGAAGACUUGAUGUAAAUGAAUUUAUCAUUGCAAUGCAUCUAAUAAAACAGUAUAUGUCCAAAAAUAUCAAAGAAAUACCACAAACUCUUCCAAGUGGAUUUUAUGAAAUGGCUGCCGGCGUUAAUCUUGAUGUACUUGCAUCAUCAACAUCACCAUCACUUUUUUCUGGAAAUUCAUUAACUCCUUCUUUAAAUCCAGAUGGAUUUAAUACAAAAUCUCCAUUUAUAGAACAUUCAUGGGAUGUGACACUCGAAGAAAAAACAAAAUAUGAUAAAAUUUUUGAUUCUAUUGAUCAAAUGAAACAUGGAUUUUUAACAGGUGACGAGGCAGCAAAAUUUUUUGUGAAAUCAAAUUUGGAUCAAAACACAUUGGCAAUGAUAUGGAACCUUUCUGACAUAGAUAAAACUGGACGUCUUAAUCAUGAGAAAUUUGCUGUUGCUAUGCAUUUGAUCCAAAAAAAGGCUAAAGGAUUUCCAUUACCAAACAUUUUGCCAACAAGUCUUACUCCACCAUCAAUGCGUCAUACUACUGAGGGAUCUUCAACUCUUGGUCAUAUUUCAAAAAAAGAUAUUGGAUCAACUUCAUCAUCGAUCUCACGUUAUUCAACAGAAGACUUCUUUGGUUUAAAUGAUCCUACAGACUCGCAAAAUAAUUUUAUUUCAGAUAGUCGUGUUAUUAAGGAACCACAAAUGAUUGAUUUUUUUGGCGACUCUGAUUUACAUACUAAAAUUGCAAAUGAAAGUAGUGAAAUAAAAAGUUAUGAAACCCAAAUUAAUAUUCUUGGCAAUUCAAGUGAUGAACUAGAAAACAAAAAAGCCAGUUUAAAUUCAACUCUUGCUGAUUUAGUAAUACAAAAACAAGAAAUAAAAGAUCUUUUCUUACAAACACGCUCUUUGUAUGAAGCUGAAUUUAAGGCAGUAGAAGAAAUUCAAAUCCAAUAUCAAUUGGAAAAUGAGAAUUUUGAGAGAGUUAAAGAAGAGCAUGCACAAGCUAAAAGAGCUUUAGCUGCUAUGAAAUUGCAAAAGGAACAAUUAGAAGAAAAUAUUCAAAAAGAUAAAGAUGAAAUAAAUGAAUUGAGAAAGGAAUUGAGAAUAAUCGAAGAAGAAACAGUAUCAAUUAACGCCAAAGUUAAAGACUUUCAAAAAGACAGUGCACAACAAAAAGGUUUACUUAUGAUUAAUAAAAAACAAUUGGAAACUUCCAAAGCUGAAAGAGAAAAGUCAUUGGAGGUCUUAAAAACUUUUGAAAAAAGUAACAAUCUACCUGAUAUCAACAAGGAUCCUUUCGUUUCUACACCACUAACGACAACGUCAUCAAAUCAUAAUUCCUUUAAUGCUUCUCAAUCAAUGUUUAAUGAACCAGGAAAAAGUUCAGCUGAUUUUUUUAAUGGGCAAGGCGAAAAUAAACUCCAACAAACUCACAUUAAAAAUAGCACAACUUCGGCCAUCGAUCCAUUUGAUUUUGACAAUUUUAAAAAUGCAGCAUCAGACAAAUCAGGUCUUGAUUCUGCGUUCGCAACGCUUGAAGUUACAAAUAAGAAUAAUGGUGAUGAUUCAUUCUUAACUGACACUUUUAAUUCCGAGAAAUUUCCUUCUUUAGAGGAACUUGAAGGUUUAACACCUGGUAAUAAUUUUAAUUUUGAAAAAGAAAACAAGACAAAUCAUUUUGACACAACCAAACCAGAUGAAAAGAUUAUUUCUCCAUAUAUGAAUGAAGAUAAAGUCGAAAAUACACUUAAAAACAAGCCAACUGACUUAUUAAAAGGAUUGAUGAAACCUUCGACUAAUACCAAAGAUGCUCAUAAUGAUAUUUCAUUUUUUGAUCCUUUAGCUUCAAAGAAUAUUAAUAAACCAAUAAAUGCGAAUAAUGCAGUUUUUGAUUCUGCAUUCGGAGCAUCAAAAUUUUCCCUUUUAAUUUUACAAUCAAUCAACCUUGGUUUUCCACCAAUUUUUUGGGGCACAGAUAAUACUAAG